Trifolium pratense (red clover) is the source of this 891-nucleotide messenger RNA. RefSeq names its product collagen alpha-2(IV) chain-like. The record is from RefSeq and is a predicted model, not a curated record. The coding region runs from base 1 to 891 and encodes 296 amino acids. NCBI's taxonomy places the organism in Eukaryota, Viridiplantae, Streptophyta, Magnoliopsida, Fabales, Fabaceae. The transcript has a single exon.
AUGCAAAACAUCGGUUCAAUGGAUGCAUCAAGGCUUCUAAAUGAUGAUAAUAAGGGUGGUGAUGACACUUACUUUCUAACAGAUUCAGGACCUAGCCAACCUGGUGUAGGACAUCCUAGGCUUUCAAGUUUCAAUAAUAAGGGUGGCGAUGACACUUUCUUUCCAACAGAUUCGGGACCUAGCCCACCUGGUGUAGGACAUCCUAGGCUUCCAAGUUUCUAUAAUAAGGGUGGCGAUGGCACUUUCUUUCCAACAAAUUCGGGACCUAGCCCACCUGGUGUAGGACAUCCUAGGCUUCCAAGUUUCGAUAAUAAGGGUGGUGACGACACAUUGUUUCCAACAGAUUCGGGACCUAGCCCGCCUGGUGUAGGACAUCCUAUGCUUCCAAGUUUCGAUAAUAAGGGUGGUGAUGGUACUUUCUUUCCAACAGAUUCAGGACCUAGCCCACCAGGUGUAGGACAUCCUAGGCUUCCAAGUUUCUAUAAUAAGGGUGGCGAUGGCACUUUCUUUCCAACAAAUUCGGGACCUAGCCCACCUGGUGUAGGACAUCCUGGGCUUCCAAGUUUCGAUAAUAAGGGUGGUGAUGGCACGUUCUUUCCAACAGAUUCAGGACCUAGCCAACCUGGUGUAGGACAUCCUAGGCUUCCAAGUUUCGAUAAUAAGGGUGGGGAUGACACUUUUUUUCCAACAGAUUCGGGACCUUGCCAACCUGCUGUAGGACAUCCUAGGCUUCCAAGUUUCCAUAAUAAGGGUGGUGAUAGCACGUUCUUUCCAACAGAUUCGGGACCUAGCCAACCUGGUGUAGGACAUCCUAGGCUUCCAAGUUUCGAUAAUAAGGAUGGUGAUGACACUUUCUUUCCAACAGAUUCGGGACCUAGCAACCUGAUGUAG